AUGUCUCAGCCCUCAGCCCAAGAGGACAACGCCAGUGCAAACAAUCCUGAUGAACAACCUCAUGAUGCUGCUGUUGCAGGUGACGGCGCCGGUGAGGGCGCCGGUGGUGGUAAAAAGAAGAAAAACAUAAAUAUCUCAUGGCCCGCCUUAAAAUUUUCCAUGGGCAAUCUUACGGUGACCUUCCAGGAUAUCAAUUUGUCCCGACUCUUCCGACGGAAGAAGAAGGAUAGUGAUGGACCACCCGAAACGACCUUCAAAGAGGCUUUCAAGCUAUACAAAAAAGAGUAUUUUGACAUAUGGGCCAGCCUACUGUUUUUGUUGAAUGUGUUAGCAUUUGUUGCUCUCUCCUCCUUCGUGACUGACAGAUACGCGAAAGGCGUCGACUUCGACGGACACAUCGUCAAUGACCCAUCGAAUAGCAUCGCACUAGAUUUGAAUGUCGUCCUGCUUUUGAGCGCUGUGCUUCCUCUCGCCGUUUCCGCCUCGGUAGUAUACUUUUUGGUCUUCUUAUUUUUUACGGAUAAAUUGGUUUGGGUCACUGGGUUAUUGAAUGUGAGUGCGAGUUUCGGCACUGGUGCUGUUUAUCUUUAUAGGCGCCAAUGGGCUAUCGGGGGUGUAUUUACUGGGCUUGGACUCUUCGCGGUUAUAUACUUCGUGAACUGGAUACCACGAAUCCCAUUCACUACAGUCUUGCUUCGAUCGUCGGCCGCUGUGAUAAGACGCCAUGGAUCGGUGAAUAUGAUCUGCAUUAUGGGAAGUAUGCUCACAGUCGGAUUCGCUGCGUUGCUUUUCGUGACGCUCGUCACGACUUAUAUUGCAUUCGAUCCAGACGAAACGAAACCAAACCCUCUUUGUUAUAACUACAGAUGCAAAUCUAUUGCGACGAAGACGCUGAUGACGUUUUCUGUCCUUUCCGCCUAUUGGAUCACUGAGUGGAUCAAGAAUACUAUGCAUGCUACUGUCGCUGGAGCGUAUGGCUCAUGGUAUUUCUAUGGCGGCAACUCAAAGGAGAUGCCAACGAGACCAUUGAGAAGUGCUUCAAGACGGGCCAUCACUUAUUCCUUUGGUAGCAUAUGCCUUGGAAGCCUGGUCGUCGGUGUGGUUGACUUGCUGCGCCAGCUGUGCAGCAUCUCCGGACAGGAAGUGGUUGCUGAUCAAACUAUCGUCGGGAGGGCCACAACACAUGUUGUGAGAGGAAUAAUGAGCUCGCUUCGACGAGUGACCAGCGUUUUCAAUCGAUAUGCAUUUUCCCAUGUGGUACUGUACGGGAAACCCUAUGGGUUAGCGGCUAAAUAUACGUGGCAAAUGAUGGAACACCACGGUAUCGAUGCGCUCGUCAACGAUAGUAUUGCUGCAACUACUGUAACCCUGGGAUCUCUGUUUGUUGCGUACCUUUGUGCAUUUGUAGCAUAUGUCGAGUUGGGAUAUACGACACCGGAUUUCAACAGAACUGGGAGAUUCACACCCGCUAUCAUGGCAUACGCGUUCCUCUGCGGGUUUCAGAUUUGCAAAGUGUAUAUGACACCAGUAGUCAGUGGGGUGGACACAACGUUUAUGGCGAUGGGGUUGGAUCCAGAAGUUCUUGUGACCCAGCACCCAGAUCUGUGGGAAGCCCUGUUACGUGUUUACCCUCGGAUACAGGAUAGGAUUAAUCCCUGA
Molecule: messenger RNA, 1659 nt
Organism: Histoplasma capsulatum G186AR
Lineage: Eukaryota; Fungi; Ascomycota; Eurotiomycetes; Onygenales; Ajellomycetaceae
Exons: 2
Coding region: 1-1659 (552 amino acids)
Biological process (GO): transmembrane transport
Cellular component (GO): plasma membrane
Molecular function (GO): transmembrane transporter activity
Source: RefSeq, a predicted model, not a curated record